Messenger RNA from Bicyclus anynana (squinting bush brown), 5245 nucleotides. RefSeq names its product serine-rich adhesin for platelets (gene thw). The transcript has 7 exons. Gene Ontology annotation, cellular component: extracellular region. The coding region runs from base 284 to 4300 and encodes 1338 amino acids. The record is from RefSeq and is a predicted model, not a curated record. Gene Ontology annotation, molecular function: chitin binding. NCBI's taxonomy places the organism in Eukaryota, Metazoa, Arthropoda, Insecta, Lepidoptera, Nymphalidae.
UGCCGAGCGUCAGUGCCAUCCUACCGCAUCCUCGGACCUCGGGACCGUCAAGGAAAAAACGAUCUCUUACAAGAUUGUGUUACUUCUGAAACUGUUAUGUAUCAUUCAGCGAUAUAAAAGAAAAUUGAUCAUUAAUAGGGUUUUUCGCAAGAUUUCCUUUUGUAAUUGCAGUAAUUUUCGCAUUUAGUUUGAAAGCACCCAACUGAAAGUGAACUGAUUUGCGUGUGAAGUGAUUAAAAUCUUUUCUGUGACUCCCGCUGUGACGAAAGCUUUGGCGAUUAAAAUGCGGUGGCGGUGGGGAGACUUAACAAUAAGGAUGCCUUCCAAAACGCUGAUACUGCUCACGAUACUGAGUUUAAGUUCACUGCAACCAUGUCACGGGUCCCGACGAACAGCGCAAAGGAGAAAGGACAUAGCCCCAAAUCUCUUCGUACCGGCACCAAGCGCAGAAUCCCUGACGGCGAUCGCUCAGGCCAUGGGCGCCGCCGGCUUUGAGGACUAUACCGAAGGCAAGCGGACCCUGGUGAAGAGGCUCAUACCUCCGCACCAGCCUGAGAUUGACAUCGUAGAACAUUUAGGUGUGAUCGGCAAGGCGAACGUGGACUUCCCUGCGCUACCUAACAUCCCCACCACAGGCUUCAACUGCAAGGACGUGCCCACCGGAUACUACGCCGACUUGGAGACUGACUGCCAGGUGUUCCACAUCUGCGAUACUUCCCGCAAGAUAUCGUUCCUGUGUCCCAACGGCACCAUCUUCAGCCAGUCGCACCUCAUCUGUGACUGGUGGUUCAAGGUGGACUGCGCCUCCGCGCCCGCGCUCUACGAGUCCAGCGUGGAGUACUACAGCAACGAGCAGAAGAAGGCGCAGAGGAUCAGUAACUUGAGCAAGAAUCCCGACCUUCUACAGAUCGGCAUAGACUCGAAUGUACGCGCAGAAUCAAAAAGAGCACCCGUCACAGUACCCAGCACAACGGAGAGACUUCUGAGACAUCGGCAAAAGCUGCAGAGCGACACUAUACCACCCAACGCACAAGCCACUGCGAGAAGUUAUCAAACUCUAUUCGAUAUCAGCCCUACACAAAGAACAGCGGCAACUACGUUCGAGAAAAGAAGGAAGAAUCUUGUUCAACUCAUCGCAAAUAACUUUGGAAACCCACCAGCAAGAACAACCUUAUCAGUUUACGAUAGCACUACCCCUAAAACCACUAUACCAGCAUACGAUCACAAUAGUUUGAAAGAAAUGCAGGUCGCCGCGGAAACGGCUUCCUUCGCCCAAAACCAAAACAGACAAUACUUGCAGGAAUACAGCAGUAAGAACUACAGACCAUAUCCAGUUUAUACACCUAACUUAACAUCUAGUGCACCCAAAGCAAAAGGUAGUCCUACUUUGACGACUCUAUAUGACAUUCAGGCGAAAAAUGUUCCUCAGUACGUAGAGGAAGCUACUACAAAGCGACAAACAUUAGUUCCAUACACAAAAAGCUACGCUAGCACUAUAAAUGACCGACGCGAACCUUACACGAGACCAGGAGUAUCACUGCUAAGAGAUUUUAUAGAAAAAGAGAAAAACAAAUCAAUUUCAGCUACUACAGUAAAGCUUGAAGUUACCGCUCGUAGUGAUAAAUUCGAAAGCAAAACCAAUUCUGAAAAUAAAGUAGCCGCCGAAACUAAAGAUACAUUUGAAUCUGUCACCAAAAUUCCACAAACAACUAGAGACAUAAAGAUAACGACAUUUAUAAAUGACGAAGUUUAUGCAAAAUCCAACCCAUCCACCCAAGUGACUACAGAGCAGACAUAUCAGGAACGUCGAGAUAGACUACUGAGGAAACUAUCCGCUGACAUUACAGACAUAACUGAACCUACGACGAAAACAACACUCACUGAAAAAUACUAUGGAGAUCAAACUAACAGACCUGGGUUGAUUGUACCACCGUCACUAACUCCUAAAACACUUCAUUCCUUAGCUAUUUAUUACGCUACAGCUUUGGAUAAUUUAUCUACAACUCCUCCGUCAGAUGACGAAACUACUACACCUGCUUUUGACGCUAACGAGCCAAUCGAAAAUAGUUUACCAGCCUUAUUCAGCCGACACACGAUUACAAAGUAUGGCAAACUUUUCGGACGUGAUGCCGAUAAGGCUGAACUAUUAGAAGAAAUUAGACUAAACCCUAAUAGUACAUACAAUGACUUAGCAGAAGAUUUACAAGUAGAGAUGAGCCAAGGUCCUUUAGCAUCGUCUCCUCAAAUUAGAGAACUAGCUCAGGUGUUUACACACGCUCUUUCAGCAUACUUGCAAGAUCCAGUUCAAUUUAGAAAAGUUCUUUCCGACAUAAGACCCACUCAUCCAUCAUUUGCUGAAAUGCUAACUGGUAAUGAUGAAUCUGUAAAUACAGAGCCAACGACAACAGUCAAUGAGGAAGAUGAUGAAAUAUUAGGAUUUUCAGAUGAGCAUAAAGUGCAUGAUCACAAAAUAUCUGAAAAUUCCGUAAGAGGUGGAAAAGCUUUGAAUAUUGCUACGGAUUAUCCAACAACUGUAGAAGAUAUUACGACGACUACAACUACAGAGUUGCCUUCUACAACAUAUUCUACAACUACACGCAGAAGUCCGUUUAGAUGUUGUGGUAGGAUUUCAGCUUCUUAUACCACUGCACCAACAACAAGAGAUUAUUAUUCCAAUGUAAACUUUAACACAGGAGCUGUUAAGGUUAACUUACUAGCUACAAACCAAUAUACGUCAACUACAGAAAACUAUACACCUUCCAAAAACGAAAGACUACAGAAUAACAAAUUUGUCUCACGCUUUGGUAAACCUGUUAGUGCUUUCGACAUCACACCGUCAAAUGAUUACACAGACGUAACUACACUGCCUACUGCAUGGGGUGGGGAAACCUUUGAUUCCACAUUGGCUCCUAUUACUAAUUCCCACCAGAUGUUUGAAAGUAAAAAGAUCAAAUCAACAACUAGUGUAACUGAGCCAACACCAGUGUACUUUACGGAAACUGAUAGUAUAGAUAGUGUUGAAUUAGAAAAUGAAGAGGAACUACAAAGAGCACACAGUCAGUCGUUCGUUUCACCUCAAAGUAAUAAUCUAAGACAAGGAAAACAACUUAAAGAUGAUCAUAAAAUAGUUAAAAAACCUGCCAAAGAUUUAGAAGCUCCAAAUCAAAGUGACAUUGAUACCACAACGACUGUAGUGCAAAGUUCGACGACUCAACCAACCACCACCCUUCGAGACCAAACAGAAGCCUUAACAACGGUCAUCCCUAUAUCAAGCAGUGUUUUCACUUCUCCCGAUACAGAUAAAUCAACAAACGAUUUCCAAUGGCCUACGACUUUCGGAAAUUGGCACAGCACAAUCCUCGACCCUAUAACUUUGAACGACGGCUUAAGUGUGACAGGUCAAGGACAAGGCGUUUCAGAAAUUGCUCAGCAAACUAACAGCUGGGCGCUUGAUACUGCUACAACACCAAUAACUUAUUCGACUACGACCGAACCGAGCGUUGCUUCAACUACAGACAUCGAAGUCACAGCAACAACUAGCCACAACCAAAAUGAACGUUUCGGUAAACUUCUGCGAGAAUCAACGUCUACAGAACCUGCACAAGAUUUGUCAACAGUAACAGACACUAUAGUAGAAAAGGCAAAGGAAAUUAUGGAAGGAAUGAAUGCUACAACUACACAAAAACUAAUGAAUGUGAUGAAGAAAACUAAAUCAAAAAGCGUUAAACGUUUAAUACUGCUUUUGGUACAAACUUGCGAUGAUGAUCACAAUUCAACUGCGGAAGCCUCCAAAAAGGCUUUAUUAGAAGCAUUAAUGGCUGUAUCACCAAAAGACAUGGACGAAAUAGCUAAAGAAGAGGAAUCAACAGAGACACCGGUAACAGUAACUAUACCUGACGUAGAUUAUGUUAAAACAACGUUGUUCCAGCGACGAAUGGAUAGAAUACCAAUGCAAAGUAGACGAGGCAAAAGUUUGAAUGUGGACGUUGAAGCUAUUAACUCUUUGUCGAAUCCUACGACUACUCAACCGACGACAAUAACGACAGAAAAUAUUAAGACUGAAGAAACGACAGAGUAUACAACAGUUACUACAGCAAGGCCAACAACCCUAGCGAGCCGGCGUGGUGGUAGAAAGUUUAUGCCAAAAACAACAGAGGUUGAACAAACCAGUACCACAGUAGCUGAUCGACCUAUUGCUGAAGCGAGACUGCCAGCUCAGGCAGAACUAAAACCUCAAGCAGACACAAGAGCAUUAGAAUUAUUACGAUCUUUGUACACUAUAGCAGCGCGAUGGGGAUAGACAUUAUGCUUUUAAUUAUUUAUUUAUAAUUAGGGUUCGUUUUAAUUUUAACAAUUAUUUUUUUGUUAAAAAGGAUUAAAAAUCUAAAGAUAAACUCGAAAUCAUAAAGACACACCUACCUACUUGAUUAUAACAUACUGGAUUGACAUGAUAAUUAUAAUAUAAGACAUUUUCUUCAAUUUUGAUGAUCUCUCUUUCGUUGAUUUAUAAGUAGAAGAACUACUGGGUUUAUUUGAAUGAAAGUUAUAUCGUUAAUUAAAUUAGUACUUUCCUAUCUUUUAUUAGACAUGAAUUUUCAAAUAGAAAAUGCAUUAAGUAAAUGAAAAUAUUUACCAACAUGCAAGAUAAUAAUUAUCGAAUUACUGAAUUAGGUUAAAAUUGAAUAUUUAUGUAAUUAUUAAUUAUAUAAUAUUACUUAUAUUAUUAAUUAUAGGUGUAAAAUGUUCAAAACAUAGAUUAAUCAGACAUAAAAAUUACGAUAUGUUAAAAUAAUACGACAGUAUAAAACCGAGUUUCUACUAAACUAUAAUUUAAUUUUGAAAAUGCUCAAUUUUAUCAGGAACGAACCCUAUUUAUAAAAUCUAGAACUGUAAAUGUGAUUUUGUAGAUAUCAAACACUAAAAGCCAUUUUUACGUAAAUUUGCGAUUUUUUGUACUUAUCUAGAAAUAAUAUCUAAUUCAAACGAUUUUAAAUUCAAAAAUGUGUUAUACACUAAUUAAUUUAUUGUUUUGUAAUUUGUAAUAAUGACUUGCCCUUAGUAUUUUUAAAUUAGGUUAAAUUAAAAAGGUAUUUAGUAAGCAUUUCAGUUACCUAUGACUCAAUAGGUACUAGCCUAUACUUAGAUUUCGAACACUGCCAAGCGAUAUUUUGUAAUUAUAUUUAAUAGGAAAUUAGUUAAAUAAGUAACUUAAGCUAUUUUACACAAUAAAUAUUGAUAAAACAUU